This is a messenger RNA of Arachis stenosperma, 1317 nucleotides long. RefSeq lists its product as uncharacterized. The record is from RefSeq and is a predicted model, not a curated record. NCBI's taxonomy places the organism in Eukaryota, Viridiplantae, Streptophyta, Magnoliopsida, Fabales, Fabaceae. Bases 1 to 1317 code for a protein of 438 amino acids. Gene Ontology annotation, molecular function: zinc ion binding. The transcript is spliced from 2 exons.
AUGCUCCAAGAGGCAACGGAGGCAACAUAUGGUUUCAGGCCUAGUUAUAGGAAAAUAUGGUUGGCAAAGCAGAAGGCAAUGGCACAGAUCUAUGGCGAUUGGGAGGAGUCCUAUGGUGAUCUGUCCCAUUGGAUCAUUGGGGUCACAUCCACCAUGGAUGGUACCGUUGCUUUGCUGAAGAUCUACCCGGUUAGAGUGGGUGAUCAGGUUGAUGAAUCUAGAGUCUUCUUUCAUCGCAUGUUUUGGACAUUCCCUUCAUGUAUUGAGGCAUUUCGACACUGUAAGUCGCUUGUCAUUAUCGAUGGCACACACCUGUAUGGCAAGUAUGGAGGGACGUUGUUGUUGGCGAUUGCUCAAGAUGGAAACUCCAAUAUAUUGGCUUUGCGUUUGCACUUGUGGAGGGGGAAAAUGCAGAAUCCUGGGCAUACUUUCUAUCCAACCUUAGAAGACAUGUUACUCCACAGGAAGGUUGCUGCAAAUUUUGCCCUUACCUUUAAGGGCAAGGAGUCAAGGCGGUGGCUGGUAAAUGCCGCUUAUGCGAAGAUGGAAGCAGAAUUUGACUAUUGGUUUGAUAUAAUGAGGACAGAGAACCCGGCCAUGUGUGAUUGGGCAAAUAGGAUGGAGUAUGAGAGGUGGACACAGCACAAGGAUGGGGGGAGGCGAUAUGGUCACAUGACGACCAACAUAUCUGAGUGCGUGAACUCUGUCUUGAAGGGCACAAGAAAUCUACCGGUGACGUCCUUGGUCAAGUCGACCUAUCUACGGCUAGCUGAGUUGUUUGUUAUCCGAGGGCAGACGGUAGAGGCACAGUUAGCGUCCGGACAUCAGUUUUCGCAGGCACUUGUUAAGGCUAUUGAGCGGAUCUUGAGGGAUUCGAGGUGCUUCACGGUGACCCUGUUCGACAGGCAUCAAGCUGAGUAUACCGUGGGAAAGACUACCCCUACAGGUAAAUUCUCGUUGGGUAGUUACCGAGUUUCCCUAAGGGAUCGCACAUGCGACUGUGGAUACUUCCAAGCACUGCACUACCCCUGUUACCAUGCCAUCACGUGCUGUGCUCAGUCACGACUAGAUUGGGCCACUUACGUCGAUGAAGUCUACAGCAUGUCUGAGGUAUUCAAGGUCUAUCAGAUAUCCUUUGUAGGAUCUACCGGUGACUGUCCUGCCUCCAGCCUCAAUCGCACUGUACCCACUAACUCUACUACCAACCUGGGUGCCACCCCCAAUGCCCCUACGUCUAGCAUUGGUGCGACGAACACGGUGGUCGCCACCACCUCUGGCAUCCCUACCUGCAUCAUCCUCCUGCAUCAUAUCAUCUAA